AGUCUAUACAAUCCGGUAUUCGGGUCGACCCAUUUGUGUCUUCCUCGCGGACCAGACUUGUUAGAACUUUCAAGUCACAAGUACAUACUCUUGUCUGUUUCGUAUUCUAUCUGAACUUUUACUUCGAGCUUAGAUCAAUCAAGAGAAUAUGGGAAGAUGUUCAACGAAGAAGGUGCUUCUCAUUCAGAAUCCGAUCCUGUUUCUUCAUCUCCUGAUCUCAUUCUCCUCCGGUGGUGCAGUGAAACCGGAUCCGGGAGGAGUAUGUGUUUCUAAAGGAGGAAGGUUUCCACCAUACGAAUCAGCAGGAAAGCCUCCUAACUCUGUUGGUAGAGGAUCCAAGGAUCUAACGAUGUGCCGUGUGUUCCGUAAAAGGACAUGUUGCUCCCCCGCUCAGACAACCCCAGCUUUCGUAGCUGUCAGAAACUUGGCUACUUAUGGAGAAGCUAGUCAAGAUUGUCUGCAUUUGUUCGAGUUAUUGGAGUGUUCAAUCUGUAACCCGAACGUCGGUAUUCAACCGGGUCCUCCUCGCAUCUGCUCCUCUUUUUGUGACAGAGUAUUUGAAGCUUGUAAAGACGCAUACUUCGCUAGUAAUGCACUUACACAGACGAUUGGUCCCUGUGGUGUAAACGACGAGAUUCUCUGCGUUAAGGCUUCAUAUUGGGAGUCUAAUGGCACAUCAUUCUGUGAAGCAGCUGGUUUCUCCGUUCAAAAAGAUGAAGAUUCUAGAGAAGAAACGUGUUACGGAAGCAAAGCAAGUCUAGAAUCUGUGGUGGAAUCAUGGUCAAGAGACUCGAAAAAGAAGACCUCUUUCAAGACUGAGACUUUGUCAUGUUUUAAAGAUCUUCUGCAAUGGGUGCGUGUAAUGACAACGAUUCAGAAGGUUUCUAUGGGGGUGUCGUUUCUUGUUGCAGGAAUGUUCUUGAGCAGGCAAUGGAAUAACCGUAUGCAGAAGCAGAGGCUAGCUGCGAUCCAGAGAGCUGCUAGACGAUUGGGAGGGGAUGUAAACGGGGAUUCAUACAGUGCAGCUUUAAAUAGAAGAGUAGUUCAAAGUUGAUUUCUUUUUUUCUUUACCAAUGAACAAGCGUAUGGAAAGAUGUUUAGUUGCAAAAGCCAUGAACUAACUGUUCUUGAAGUCGAACCUUUACUCUGUAGAGGCUUGUCUCAAGUAAAGUUUUGCCAAAUGCUAGUGUAUAUGAAAUGUGGUACCCUGAUGAUAUGCAAAAGGGUUGUUUGUA
This is a messenger RNA of Raphanus sativus (radish), 1235 nucleotides long. RefSeq names its product folate-binding protein 1-like. Bases 149 to 1054 code for a protein of 301 amino acids. NCBI's taxonomy places the organism in Eukaryota, Viridiplantae, Streptophyta, Magnoliopsida, Brassicales, Brassicaceae. The record is from RefSeq and is a predicted model, not a curated record. The transcript has 4 exons.